AUGGCUGAAAAUGAGAAAAUACUGCUGAAAAAAAUAUUCAAAAAGGAAAGCUAUGAUUAUUCUUCGCCCUCGGAGUCACCAACUAUUGUCUUACCCUUCAUGUUUAUUGACCACAUCGAACAACUUAAUCAAAAGCAGCAGUUGAUCGAUAUGCAUUGUAGCAUGUUGUUUCACUGGACUGAUAAAAGAAUUGUUUGGGAACCGCGAGAUUACGGUAAUGUUGGCAAAAUCGUACGACAAAAAAGUGAUUUACCAAGAAUGUGGAAACUGAGGAAUGACCAGGCAAUGCAAUAUUUCAAUACCCAAGUAACGCUGAUCAGUAAUGGAGCAGUUUAUGCACAGGUGAUGCUAACAAUUCGCUCAACAUGUUCUUUGGAUUUCAGUGCAUAUCCAAAUGAUGUUCACAGUUGUUUAUUAACUAUGUUCACACCAUUACCAUUGUCCAAAUUGAAAUUCUCAAGAUGGACAUCAUUAACAAAGAAAUCGGAUAUAUUCGGUAGUUUGAUAAAUGAACUGCGGACCAUCCGAUCUGGUGAAUUUGAAGUUACGAAUCUAUCCGCAGCGUUGCUCUUUAUCCUUCCACUGGGCAAAAUUACUGCCAAUGAAAGCGCAGAACGACCUGAAAUGAUGCGUUCAAUAAUACGUUUUGAGAUAAAAUUUCGCAGAAUCGUUUAUUACUAUUCGGUGACAAUCGCUUUACCAUUAUUUUGUUUGGCAACGAUAACUUUUAUGGUAGGAACAGUCGUAUCUCCCCCCAGUUCCAUUAUAUGGCUUCUGUUAUGUUUUGCCGUACAGAUUCUGAAUUACACUCAGAUGCUGAAGAGGUUACCACCUGACCAGAAGAAUACUCCUUUCUGUGCAAAAAUGGCUACUAUAAUGCUAGCAGAAACGUUGGCAUUAAUUAUUUACCGUGUGGCAAUAACUUAUAAAUAUAAUCAUUCUAUCGGUGGAAAAGAAAUAUCCAGAUGUUCCAGGAUGCAGAAAAUCGAGAAAAUACUCCGGAUUUUAUUUACCCUUCAUACUCUCCUAAACGCUGUUUUGUUGUUUUGUUGA
This is a messenger RNA of Brugia malayi, 1053 nucleotides long. RefSeq lists its product as uncharacterized. The record is from RefSeq and is a predicted model, not a curated record. Gene Ontology annotation, biological process: chemical synaptic transmission; regulation of membrane potential; nervous system process. Gene Ontology annotation, molecular function: transmembrane signaling receptor activity; extracellular ligand-gated monoatomic ion channel activity; neurotransmitter receptor activity. The coding region runs from base 1 to 1053 and encodes 350 amino acids. NCBI's taxonomy places the organism in Eukaryota, Metazoa, Nematoda, Chromadorea, Rhabditida, Onchocercidae. The transcript has 9 exons. Gene Ontology annotation, cellular component: membrane; neuron projection; synapse.